This is a messenger RNA of Suillus paluster, 207 nucleotides long. RefSeq lists its product as uncharacterized. Bases 1 to 207 code for a protein of 68 amino acids. NCBI's taxonomy places the organism in Eukaryota, Fungi, Basidiomycota, Agaricomycetes, Boletales, Suillaceae. The record is from RefSeq and is a predicted model, not a curated record. The transcript has 4 exons.
AUGGACUACGUCAACCUCCAGAACGAAGAUGAGAUGCUUAUUGACGAACAAGUCAUGGACUUCGUCAACCUCCAGAAUGAAGAUGAGAUGCUUAUUGACGAACAUGAAUCCCAAAUCACUAAAACGGGAGAGAUGGACGACGUCAGCCUCAAUGACGAAGAGGCGAUCCUCGUUGACCAAGACGACUCAAACAAUGAUAUGGACUAA